AUGGCGAUGGUGGCGGCACUGUGGCGGAGGGCGAGGGACUACAUGAAGACCAAGGAGUUCCGGGAAUACGUGACCAGCACGCACUUCUGGGGUCCCGUGGUCAACUGCGGCCUACCGGCGGCUGCCUUUAAGGACAUGAACGAACCGCCUGACAUCAUCAGUGGCCGUAUGACAAUGGCGUUCCUCUUCUACUCGAUGGCCUUCAUGCGUUUCGCCUAUCGUGUACAGCCUCGAAACUUGCUGCUGUUGGCGUGCCACAGCACCAACGUGGUGGCGCAGAGUGUGCAGCUGAGCCGCUACCUGGAUCACCACUACGGCGGGGGCGCCGCGCCGGCGGCAGCUACCGCCACCACCACCGCCACCGAGGCCUCCACCACUGCUGCCACCACCGGUCCCACCAGCGAUCCUGUGGCUGUUCGCGACUUUAAGGAUGACGACUCCUGCUAG
This is a messenger RNA of Odobenus rosmarus divergens (Pacific walrus), 447 nucleotides long. RefSeq names its product mitochondrial pyruvate carrier 1-like (gene MPC1L). The coding region runs from base 1 to 447 and encodes 148 amino acids. The transcript has a single exon. Gene Ontology annotation, cellular component: mitochondrial inner membrane. Gene Ontology annotation, biological process: pyruvate import into mitochondria. The record is from RefSeq and is a predicted model, not a curated record. Lineage: Eukaryota; Metazoa; Chordata; Mammalia; Carnivora; Odobenidae.